GCGAUCGAAAUCGAACUCGAAACGUGUUUAUACUAACGUACUCUAUCCGACAUACCAUAAACGAAUGAUCAAAACAACAGAGGAUCGGAAUUUGGAGAAUAACAGUUUGCUGUGGAUGUUUAUUGAGAUGAUGGCUGGUUUUACAGAAGGUGCUUUAGCGAAAAAGCUAGCAGAUCUAAACAGUUCGCAACAGAGCAUUCAGACACUUUCCUUGUGGUUAAUACAUCAUAGGAAACAUCAUGCCACAAUUGUAAAAGUUUGGUUCAGGGAACUUCAGAAAGCUAAAGAUCAUAGGAAGUUAACAUUUAUGUAUCUGGCCAAUGAUGUUAUUCAAAAUAGUAAGAAGAAAGGUCCAGAAUUUGGGCAAGAAUUUGGAAAUGUUCUCAGAAAAGCAUUUGAAAAUAUGGCAGUUCCUGAAAGUGAUGAGAAAACGAGAAAAAGUAUUGAAAGGAUUCUACAAAUAUGGGAAGAAAGAAGUGUAUAUGAUCCAAAGCUCAUAAAAGAAUUCAGACGAGGUUUGGCAGAAGGAGGAAGUCAAAGAGAGGGGUCACCUCCCAAGAAAAAAGUUAAGGUGGUGGAAAAUGUCAGACCAGAGACAGAUAAAACACCUACCAAGAGAGUGGCCGUUGGCAGAUCCAGGUCUCCUAUUAGAGAACGCAAGAAGUCUGAGACAGAAGUAGAAAUUGAGGUAGAUGGGAUGAAGGAGUUACAUGUCACGCUGUCGCCAAGAACUCCAGCUGGAGACCCUCCUGAACCUGAGGAGCUCAUUAAAGCUUUGAUGGAUCUAGAAAAUUCUGCAUCCAGUGAUGCGCUUGUCAGAGAAAAGAUCGCCAGCUUGCCUCCAGAGGUUUCAGAAAUUGGACUACUUUCUAAACUAGAAGAUAAAGCAUCAGCAGAGAAGUUAUCAGUCCAGGUGAAUGAAGCAGUGCAUUUGUUGACAGACUACAACAGUAGACUGGCAUCAGAGAUGGAGUACCGCAAGAAACUAACCACCAUGCUGAAGGACUUUCUCCAAGCACAGAAAGACUUGCUUGCUCAAGCUGAACACAGGCUAGAGGAAUAUACAGAGAAGCUACAGAAGGUUUAUGUGGUGAGACAAGAGGUGAAGUCCCAUAUACAGAAUCUCCCUGACCUCACACAACUCCCAGAUGUGACAGGGGGCUUAGCACCUCUCCCAUCUGCGGGGGACCUCUUCAGCAUGCACUGACGAAGUUAAUUCCAAAAAACGAAUUGACUCUAAAUCAGCAAUGCAGAGUGCAUUGUACAUGUGUACAGAAACUUCCAUUAUUUUGCAUUGUUGUUAUUAAAUGAAUACAGAAGACGUGCCUGCCUAAUAUGUUUCAGUGUUGUAGAAUACACAGCCUCCUGUAUUUAUAUUAGUGAUAAUGUAAGUAUACACAGGGUUCCCACAAAUACUGAGAAAUUGUAGACCAAAAAAAUUGUUCCUGUGGCAGAGGUUUUGUCUAACAUGACCGCAGAGCCACAUUCAGUCGUGUGGGUGUUAUGACUAGAUGUGUUAUGUUGAGCCACUGUAAUCUCUGAUUUUACAUAUUUAAUAUAUGAGUAAAAUAGGCAUAAACAGGCAUUUUUACACUUCUUAGUAGUAAUGUUUAUGACUGGCAAAAGGUAUCAGACAAGAAAGUUUAAUCAUUUACAAUUAAUAAUUAAGUAAUUAAUUUGUUUAUGGUUUCACAGUAAGUCACAAGAAUAACUUCAGGAUUGCUGGGAUAAAAAUGCACGUCUUUUCUUGUCUUGAGUAAGUUUGUAAGCUGAGUAAAAUCUCAUGUUCACUGAUGUACCUGGUGCAUAUUUCAGGUUUUGGAAAUAAUGUUGCCAAAGUUCAAUGCAUAAUGUGUAUUACCAAAAUUGAAUCCUCGUAUGUCACACGUCUGGUUUUUUAUGUAUGAAUUUAAAAAAGCGUACAUGGUAUUUGGAUAAAUACAGUCUACCUCUCUAGGGUAUUAUAAAAUACAACGCUGGCCCCUCUCUGAGGUGUAGUUAUGAACCUGAAGCAGGCCAUUAAAAAGUAGACUUAAGUGACAGUACUAAUGGAAAUAAUGAUGAAAGAGCUUGUAAAAGUGGUAGUAUGGGCUUUGUCCAUCAUCUAUAUUUCAGUACAAUUACGUUUCAGAAGCUGGAUCAUCUUGGGGGGGGGG
This is a messenger RNA of Zootermopsis nevadensis, 2156 nucleotides long. RefSeq names its product regulation of nuclear pre-mRNA domain-containing protein 1B. Gene Ontology annotation, biological process: mRNA 3'-end processing. NCBI's taxonomy places the organism in Eukaryota, Metazoa, Arthropoda, Insecta, Blattodea, Termopsidae. The record is from RefSeq and is a predicted model, not a curated record. Gene Ontology annotation, molecular function: RNA polymerase II complex binding.